Messenger RNA from Esox lucius (northern pike), 2181 nucleotides. RefSeq names its product ataxin 10 (gene atxn10). Lineage: Eukaryota; Metazoa; Chordata; Actinopteri; Esociformes; Esocidae. The coding region runs from base 295 to 1614 and encodes 439 amino acids. Gene Ontology annotation, cellular component: cytosol. The transcript has 12 exons. Gene Ontology annotation, biological process: neuron projection development. The record is from RefSeq and is a predicted model, not a curated record.
UCCCGCCCGCCGAAAAAAGGGAGUGAGAAUGAGAGAGAAACAAAUAUGGCCGACCACGCGCAAGAAUUCUUAAACAGCAUGGACUUUCCAAAAUUAUUGAAUGAAAUUCUUGCUGAACAGUUCAGUGAAAACCAUUUACCUGUUUUACAAUCGCUGACCAAUGCAUUAAGAAUCCAGGAUUACAGGUGCGCAAAGUUCUAUAAACGUGCCAACACUGUACUGUAGCUAAUCAACGUCCACAGCUCAGCUAACGUAAAUAUAGAUCACAGUGAGGAAGAAACAUUCCAGAAUCUCAUGAAGAUCCUGUCAAAGCUAUCAGAGGAAAUUCAGGCUGCAGGCAGAGAGGUUAAAGAGGUGAUCCUGCAGUUGACCACAGCGUGCUUCAGAGCCCAGAGGAAUGGCUGUGUACAGUGUGCACGGAACCAAUCUCUUUUGAGGUCCCUUGGUUUUAUUGACCUGUCAAUCAGAAUCUUAGACAUGCUUCUGAAACUGAAGGCUGAAAACAGUGACUACAUUUUAGAAGCCAUUCGAUGUGGGAUACAGUUCAUUGGAAACCUUGCUGUUGAUAACCAGUUCUGUAAAGAUGACAUAUGGAAACUCAUCUUUCCAGAUCUUCUCUUGGCGCUGCUGUGUCUAGAAGAUCACAGGGCGGCGGGCUACGCGUCCAUGGUGCUCCACACCUGUCUGGAUGGACUGAAGGUGGAGCAACUGGCUCAGCCAGGGAACAUUCACGUGGCCUUGAAGGUUAUGGACCUGUGUCGGACUCAGCCGGAGCUGGACUGGCCGGUUUUGAUUGCUACCCAGCACUUCCUCAAGUCCUCAGUGCUCGUUGUAAACAUGUAUUCAGGCAUGAGUUAUCGAGAGAGGGUGACGUUGUUGGAGCUCAUUUCAGCUCAGUUGGGUGAGGGGAACUCUGAGGACUGCGGGAUCUCCCCCAGUGUAGCCAGUUUCCUGGCAUCCUGCUUCCAGGAGUGUUGUGGGGCCGUGCUCACACUCGCCUCCGGGUCUGACGACGAGGAGGCUCUGACCGUGAUCAGCCUGUUAGAUGUUCUCUGUGAGAUGACAUCAGAUCACAAACAGUUCAUGUUCCUGCAGAACCACCCAGAACUCCUCAACUCGACAGUUGGUCUCCUGCAGCAGGUCCAUGCUCUGGGAAAGACCAGUAAGAAUGUUUUCACUGCAGCUCAGAACUUCUCCUUGGCUCAGGGCGGAGACGGCUCCUCCUCUCCUGCAGUCAGCUUCAAGGCCCAUCUCAUCCGUCUCAUAGGAAACCUCUGCCACGGAAACGCCGCCAAUCAGAAUAAGGUUAGGGAACUCGACUGUCUUCCUCUCAUUAUGGACAACUGCAGUAUUGACAGCAACAACCCAUUCAUCAGCCAGUGGGCCAUCUUUGCCAUCCGGAACAUUCUAGAACACAACCUGGAGAAUCAGAAGCUGGUGGCUGCUCUUGAACGUCAAGGCGUUGCUGAUGACUCUGCCCUGAGGGCCCUGGGCUUCCGAUUAGAGGAGAGAGAUGGAAAACCCGGGGAGGGCGUCAGGCGGGCGGAAUGGGGCGGCCUUCACCGCAGUCUAUUCAACAACACGGGUCAGGAGAGAACCGCAGCGGGGACCUAAAGGUGCCCUCUGGAUCAGCGUUUCAGAAUCACCAGACAAACUUUAACCCCUGUGCUUAUGUGCCUUCUGUCCCUGUCAUCUUCCUGAAUGAUCUCCGUGCUACUUAAGGUCUCUCUGAUGGAUCAUUGUCAUUUUUACUGCUGAAUAAAGCCUUUGGACUGUGAUUAUGUUCUUAGAGUUUUUCCCACCCAAGAGAAACAGCCUGUCUUGCCUGAAUAAAAUUAAGCUUUUGUGUCUAAUGUUAGGGCUACAGUAUUUUUUUGCCAGGAAUCACCCAAAGAUAUUCCUAAGAUGAUCAUUUUCCUUUUUUGCCUGAUGUGCAAUGUUUCUCGCCCUAAAAGUUGGGGAAUCAGUGGGAGGCAUCCAGUUCAUCACCUGGAUGUCAAUCAUUAGUUUAUUUUCUUAAUACAUGAAGGUUUGCUGCCCCACUGCCUGAUAAUUCAACAUCUACACCAGAGCUACAGAGAAUUAUGGUAUUCAUACUGGGAAUAUAGCAGUCUGGUCUCAUGGUUGGAGCACAUUGUUUUUGUACAUUUUAGAUUCUCAAUAAAUAAGUCAGAAUAAUAA